This is a messenger RNA of Esox lucius (northern pike), 2008 nucleotides long. RefSeq lists its product as uncharacterized. NCBI's taxonomy places the organism in Eukaryota, Metazoa, Chordata, Actinopteri, Esociformes, Esocidae. Bases 478 to 1374 code for a protein of 298 amino acids. The transcript is spliced from 8 exons. The record is from RefSeq and is a predicted model, not a curated record.
UCUGAAAUAAAUAUAGUUAUGUAGGAUACGUAGAACUGUAAGCCAGACUUAGAGUUCCACACAAUUCCUCACGCUGUUUUGUUUUGUACCUUAUGUAAAGCUUCUUUGGAUCCUAGCAAACACCUAUAUACGUUUAAUGUAUUAUUAUUGUAUCGUUUAAACCGAAUUCUACGUUUCGUUAUUUCACGGGAAUAUACAGAGGACCCCUUGCGUAUGAGACAACACCCGAGAGAUGAGAUCGAAGAACAAGGAAUCUCCCGAAAUGAAAAAGGAUAUAGACUAGAUCUCUAUCCUUGAAGAAAAUCUAAGCUAUAUCAUUUUUAGAUCACUCGCAGAAAUGGGCAUCUAAUGAUGUAGACUUCUAAAAAUGAAGACUAGCAAAAAAGGGGAAUGGAUGUGUGCAUAUGCAAUUGCUUCUUGUGGGACAGCGCACAUAAAUAACGCUCAUUUCAAGGUUUAGAUCGUUACAUUGACAAGAUGAGCAGCAGCAGCGGUAAGCGAGAGAGGGAACAAAAGCAGAAACUGCAGCACUUCCUGACUGACCUGGCCUUGCUGGGAUCGCUGCAGGGUUUCCAGUACUUUCAACCAUGGCUAAGGGGAAGAGAGGAACUACUUCUUACCGUAGUCAAUGAGGACCUGGGUUGGCGCUCCCCUGGGUUUGCCGUGUCCGAAGCCUCCUCCUUCAGUAGCGGUUUGUCCUCCAGCAGCACCAGUAGCACCUUCAGCCUGGCUAGUGAUCCUGGCUCCCCCCUACCAGAGGACCCAGAGGGGCCCCAUCAGGCUCCGCAACCGAGGCAGCGCCACUCCCAGAGGCCUGACCAUCCUGGCCACACCGAGGACCAUCUCCUGCCAGCGUCCCCCAGUGAGAGGGAGAUUGCGGUGCCUGAAGUGAACUGCACUCUUUUCCUAUUGGCUGGCUACGCCAAGUACGGCCGCCCGUAUGCCUGGAUACGGUCCAAUCACGAGCGCCUGGUCAACAUUGGUGGCACCGAUUCGAUGGUGAAGGACACGCCUAUGAAACUCAAGUCCAUUACGGACUGGGGCUCCCAAGGAAUAAGAGUGUGGGAUAUCGUGAGUGAGCUGGUGUGUCUUUGCACCAUUCCAUCUCCCUCCAACCCCUUUGCCCUGGACAUGCGCUACCUGAAAAGCCUUCCACUCUCAGAGCGCUUCCUAGUCUCUGGAGCCCUGCUUAACUUUCUGGAGACAUAUGUUGUCUACGGCAACCGGGAUGAGCUGCACUACGAAAAAGUCCUAGAAGAGGUGAAGUCUCUGCGGCGACUCCACGUCCAGACCCUGUUGGAGGUCCAGAGACGACAGGGCAGUAUUGCCAAGCCAGUCCAACCCGCUGUAGCCGAGCCCUCGGAGAAAGACUGACCAGGAUGUUCCCCUGGAGUGGUUUUCUCAGUCAACACUGUGCGGGAUGGAGAGGAAAUAGUGGUUUCCAUAUUCCUCCAAGUCUCUGGGUCAGAAAAGCACAGUGACAUUUAUUUUUUCAAUAAGACCAGAAUGUUACCACAGUGAUAUUCAUAAGUGCACUAGAAAAACCAUGGACAAGUCCCCAUAGUCUGUCCUUGUUCCAGGACAUUUUCUUAUUUUUGGUACCCAGUGAAUGAAGUCCUAAUGAGCUGCUCAGUAGAGGUUGAAGGAUGGAGGGAGAUGAGCAGCUUCAAGGUAAGGAGGUUGGUGGAAUUAUCGGUUUCCAUAAUGAAUCGGUGUCUGCUCCACAGCUAAAGGGAAUUGUGAAUUUAUACUUUAAGUCAAAGAAGCAGUACUGAAUAAUUAAUCUUCUGCAGAGAUGAGAACAAUGUGCCAAAACCAAAACGGGAACCAUUGUCUAAACAUUGCUCUAAUCUGAAAGUGCCAGAGCCAAGAUCCUGAAGGGCACAUAUAAUGUAUGACACUCCAUUUUUGGGGACACUGUAAAUCCACCAUCUGUGAGUGAAGUGGAGGUGAAUGCCUGUUUUAAAUGAUGUUAUGACACACAAGAAUAAAACACCCUGAGAAAUAA